AGCCUAGAUGGGUUAUUUGGCAACCAUGAAUGACUGCUUUGGUACAGAACAGACUGUGUGUGUGUUGUAUGCUGUUCCCUAGCAUAUGAUAUUGGUAUACCGGAGGCGUGUGCGCUGUAACAAAUGUUGGGUGUGGCAUUAUUACAAAGUAUAAUUGCUGGAGUUGAGUAGAAUUAUUCAAGCCACAGCAUUCCCAACGUGUGCCAUUUUCCACCACUGCCAGGAGACUGAGAGUUGGCACCUUCAUCACGACAUCACUCGUAGCGUCAAGAGGUGUAGCAUUCUGGUCAAGCAACCAGUCAGAUUCCACGGAUUCCACGAAAAUGGCCGAAAAGGACCCCCAGACUCAGACCAAGACAGAUGCCGAGGUCAUUGAGGAGGCAGACCGUCUGUAUGAGGCUUGCAAGCCGCUGGAGCUCUACGAAUUCCUGUUGCAGCACAAGGAUUCCAACAAUGAGGAGGUGCUGUGGCGGUUGUGCCGAGCCAUCCGGGACGUGGCCCAGAUGAAUAGCACCUUGGCUGCCCGGAAGAAGGAGCUGACCUACGAGGCGCUGGAGCACGCCAAACGGUGCCUAGAGAUCAAUGAGCAGAACUACGCCUCACACAAGUGGUUUGCCAUAUGCAUCAGUGAAGUUGGAGACUUUGAAGGAACUAAAAAGAAGAUAUCCAAUGCAUACGUUAUCAGGGAUCAUUUCCAGAAAGCCAUUGAUCUGAAUCCAAUGGAUGCGACUAGCAGGCAUCUCAUGGGCCUUUGGUGUUUCACAUUUGCUGAGAUGCCCUGGUACCAGCGCAAGAUAGCAGCUGUCAUAUUUGGCUCCCCGCCAACUUCAACCUAUGAAGAAGCCCUUGAACAUUUCAAGAAAGGGGAAGAAAUCAGUCCUGGUUUCUACAGUAAGAAUCUUCUGAUGCUGGGCAGGACAUACCUGAAGGUGAACGACAAGGAACAGGCCAGAGUCUACCUGAACAAGUUACUAGAGUAUGACUGCAAGAAAGAUGAAGACAAACGGGCAUUGGGAGAAGCAAAGCAACACCUCAAAGGUCUCUGAGAUCAGCAUCGCACACCCAAGAACUGAAAUCUCCACUGAUCAGAUUUCCCAGUUUGUUGGUGUUGUUUUUCUGUCUUUUUGGGGGGGGACCUAACUUUGGCUCUAUUUCAUUGAGUCACUGAGUAAGAGCAUGUUACUGCGCAGAGUUUUUUACUAAAUAAACAUCAGCUGAUAACCAUUCCUAAGAAAUAUACAUUGUUUGUCACUGGGGCCAACGACCUACUCUUGUUAAGCAAAUGCAUUUGUUGGGCACGAUUAGGCGAUCUGUGUGAUCACUUGAUCUGUACACUCAGUCGAUCUGUUUGUGCAAUUUGUUGAUAAUUCUACUGCCAGUCAAUUGCCUUUUCUAAUUCACAGUUGUGAUAGAUCAUUUCAAAAAAGGGAAGUGAAAUUUGAGAUAGACUUAAGGAUCGCUCAAUCACAGCAAGACCAGGGAUGGUGCAUAUCAACCUAUGGUUUACCAGUGUUUAAGUCUUUGAAAUUUUUAAGAUUCUCCAGCAUUAUGGGAUUGUUUUGGUGUACACUCAAAAUAUCCCACUGGUCCUGGAUAGGAGACAUAGAUGGUACUGACAACUUGAUAGUAGUGGCUGAGUUCAGGCGGCUUGUUCUCGUAUGUUAACAAACAGCUCAAUCUGCUGUUCAUGGGUUGGCCGCUCGAACGCCGGGAACAUACAACCGGUUAUCGGUACUAGUUAUUUGUAGCAUGCAAGCAACAUGGCGGCGUCCUUGUGCAUUCUUCGAGAGUUAAUGUUUGGAUAAUUGGGCUAACUUCUUUU
Acanthaster planci (crown-of-thorns starfish) is the source of this 1822-nucleotide messenger RNA. RefSeq names its product regulator of microtubule dynamics protein 1-like. The record is from RefSeq and is a predicted model, not a curated record. Gene Ontology annotation, molecular function: microtubule binding. Gene Ontology annotation, cellular component: spindle microtubule; mitochondrion; mitotic spindle pole. NCBI's taxonomy places the organism in Eukaryota, Metazoa, Echinodermata, Asteroidea, Valvatida, Acanthasteridae.